AUGAAGCUGGCCGAGAACAUGAUGAGAGCAACAGCUCAGUUACCAGAAAAUCUCUUCUGGGGAAAUUGGAGUUUGGCAGAUAAAUUAAUGGCUUUAGGAGGCCAGAGGAGUUUGGAAAAUGCAACGACGAGGCUCUGUCAUGACCACCUUGUGCCAAAGAUGAACAUAAACAAGAAAAUGGGCACCUUCGCAAACCCAGCUGCAAUCUUGGCAGCGUCACCGGAGAUGAAGAAAAACUGUGGCAGCAAACAUGUAGAAACUUCUCCAUUUGAAAGAGUCAAAACAACAAGGAGCACCAAAGACAAACAGUGCAAUGAGUUAGAGAGGGUAGCCUUUAAAAGGAAGGCAGAAGGUGAAGAAAAGCCGGCUGGAAAGAAAGAGGCAAAGAUGAUGGAAUUUGACAAUCAGUUAAUCACCAUGCCUCUGCCUCACAUCCCCUUAAAGAACGUGAUGGAUGUGGAAAUGAAGUUGGUGUACGUUGAUGAAGAGAACGUGAGCUAUGAAUUCACAGAAGCCUUCAAGCCCACUGGGACUCAACCAACAUGCCAUGCGGCCGAAAUAGUAGACCCGUUGAGUGUCCCUAACCUCAGCUUUCCACCUCAGAUUGACAAGUGGCUUCAGGUAACCUUAAAGGAUGCCAGCUCUUGUUACAGACAAAAGAAAUACGCCGUGGCAGCAGGACAGUUCAGAACGGCACUGGAGCUUUGCAGCAAAGGGGCGGUUCUGGGAAAGCCCUUUGAAUCAUCCGCUGAAGACAUAGCAAGUGUGGCGAGUUACAUAGAGACAAAGCUUGUUACGUGCUAUCUACGGAUGAGGAAACCAGACCUCGCCUUGAAUCACGCACACAGGAGCAUUGUUUUAAACCCAUCCUAUUUCCGAAAUCAUCUUCGUCAGGCAACAGUGUUUAGAUGUCUGGAGAGAUACUCAGAAGCCGCCCGGAGCGCCAUGAUCGCCGACUACAUGUUCUGGCUCUGUGGAGGAAGGGAGCCCGGCAUCAGCAGGCUCCUUAAACUGUAUUGGCAGGCCAUGAUUGAAGAGGCCAUCACCAGAGCUGAAUCUUUCUCCGUUAUGUACACACCAUUCGCAACAAAAAUGACAGCGGAUAAAAUAGAGAAAGUAAAAGAGGUUUUCACAAGAACCCACCCUGCAUAUGUGGAUUAUAUCUACACAGAUCUUCAAGACCUCCACGUGCUGCCACAGACAGCUGACUGGUCUUCUCCUCCUCUCCAGCAAUAUCUCUUGACUCUUGGGUUUAAAAACAAAGAAGAUGGAAAAUUUUUGGAAAAACUAUCAAAUAGAAAGCUGCCAACAUUUAUUGAACAUAAAACUCCCUUCGGGUUGCUGACCAGAGAUGACGCUGCCAGACACAUGGAGACAAUGGGGAAGCAUAUCUUGCCAAUAUUGGAUUUUAUCAGAAGCACCCAAUUGAAUGGGAGUUUCCGGGCCUGCUCAGGUGUGAUGGGGAAAUUGCAGUACGCGAGCCUCCUCAGCCAGCUGCAGAGAGUGAAGGAGCAGGCGCAGGUGGUCCAUCAGGCCAUGGCCGAGCUGGCAACCAUCCCCUACCUGCAGGACAUCAGUCGGCAGGAGAUGGACGUGCUGCAGUCACUAAUGGCAGAUGCGAUGGACACCCUUGAAGGAAGAAGAGAUAAAGAACGUGUGUGGAAUACAGUCCAAAAGGUUGGACGAAUUGAAGAUUUUCUAUACCAACUCGAAGACAGCUUCUUAAAAACUAAAAAACUGAGAACCGCUCGAAGGCAGAAAACAAAAAUGAAGCGGCUUCAAAUCAUGCAGAAUAACUAG
Elephantulus edwardii (Cape elephant shrew) is the source of this 1800-nucleotide messenger RNA. It is a transcript of the gene SPATA16, whose product is annotated as spermatogenesis associated 16. The record is from RefSeq and is a predicted model, not a curated record. Gene Ontology annotation, molecular function: protein binding. Bases 1 to 1800 code for a protein of 599 amino acids. The transcript has 11 exons. NCBI's taxonomy places the organism in Eukaryota, Metazoa, Chordata, Mammalia, Macroscelidea, Macroscelididae. Gene Ontology annotation, cellular component: Golgi apparatus. Gene Ontology annotation, biological process: spermatogenesis.